AUGGUGAAUGAAAAUGGAUCAGAAAAGGCCAGACCUUUGGAAAACAAUAUUGAUCAACAUCUGCCCUCGGAAUCCUCCAACACAGUGAUAGUAAAAUCCAGGAAAAAUCUUAUUGAACACCAUAUUCCCAUUUUUUCUCAUGAAAGAAUGAAAUUAAGAACAGAUAAUGAAGCAAUAAGAGGUAUUUUCCUCCGAUAUAAUCUGAAAUGUGAGAUUGUGGUGCCCAAAAACUACCAGGAGGUUCUUGCCAUGGUAUUUGCUGUAGAGGAGAUAAACAAAAAUCACCAUAUUUUGCCUAACAUCACGUUGGGCUUCCGAAUCUAUGAUAGCAUGCACAGGGUUGUAGUUACUUAUAAGCUCUCACUGGACCUACUUUCUCCACGGCAUAUUUCAGCUCCAAAUUAUAAAUGUGAUUGCCAGAACAAUUUGAUGGCCAUUCUUGGAACAAAGUCCCCUGAGCUCACCUUCACUUUGGCCACUAUUAUAAACAUGUACAAGAUUCCUCAGUUCACCUAUGCCUGUCUUGACUCAAGGGUGACUGAAAGAAGGCAGUACCAUUCCCUGUACCAGAUGGUCCCUAAUGAUGUCCAUGAGUACAAUGGGUUGCUUAAGUUACUUUUGCAUUUCAAAUGGACAUGGAUUGGUCUCUUUACAAUGAAAUACAUUACUGGAGAAAUUUUUUUGGAAGCAUUAGUUCCACAGCUUACCCUGAAUUACAUCUGUGUUGAUUUUAUACGUAGAAUAUGGCCAUUGGCUUAUGCUGAAGGAAUGACGGAUUUGCUCCUUAGUGAAUUUAAUAAAAUUUCUAUUGUCAUGACAAGCAAAGCCAAUGUUUUUGUGGUCUAUGGUAGUUCCAUAGUGAUGGACAUUUUGAUUGGGUAUCUUCAUAUGGCACAACUUCCUAUAGGUAAAGUAUGGCUUGUGACAAGUCAUUGGGAUUUCAAAACCACCAAUGAAAGGAGGUGGAAUAUGCACCAUUUACAGGGUGCCUUAUCUAUAUCUCUACAUUCAAAUGAACCCCUGGGAUUCAGGACAUUUCUUCAGAGUCUGAAUCCUUUUGAGAAAAAACAAAAUGAUUUGAUCAAGGAUUUCUGGGAAAAGACCUUCAAGUGCUCAUUGAAAAAUAAUAAUGUGGGUGAAGAGCCUAAGAAACGUUGCACUGAGGAAGAGAAAUUGGAGAGUCUUCCAUUACAAAUCUUUGAAAUGAGCAUGACUGGCAGCAGCUAUGCUGUGUACAAUGUUCCUCACACAGUGGCACAUGCUCUACAUGCUAUUUAUCAAUCUAGAUUCAAACAAAAAUCACAGGUGGCUAGAGUGGAUUUGCAGAAUCUGCACCCAUGGGAGCUCCAUCCCUUUCUAAGAAAUCUCACAUUCAACAACAGUGCUGGAGAGACAAUACAGCUUAACGAACAUGGAGAGAUAAUGGCAGGAUUUGAUGUGACCAACUGGGUAAUGUUUCCAAAUCAAUCUUUUGGUAGAGUCAAAAUUGGAAGGCUGGAUCUUCAAGCUCCUCCAGGCAAGGAAUUAACCAUUCAGGAUGAACGCAUUGUGUGGCAUAGAACAUUUAACCAGAUUCUUCCCACUUCUCUGUGUAAUGACAAGUGCCGUCCUGGAUACAGUAGGAAAAAGAAGGAAGGGGAGCCUUUUUGCUGUUAUGAAUGUGUUCCUUGUCCAGAAGGGAAGAUUUCUAACCAGACAGAUAUGGAUGCCUGCACCGAAUGUCCAGAAGAUCAAUACUCAAACUUCCACCAGAACCAAUGCAUUCCCAAAGUCAUAACCUACCUUUCAUACGAGGAACCUUUAGGAAUGACUUUAGCUUUGUCUGCUCUUGCUCUUGCUCUGAUCACAGCUUUGGUGAUAAUAAUAUUUGUGAAGCACCAGAACACACCCAUCGUCAAAGCCAACAACCGAAGUGUCACCUACAUUCUUCUCGUAUCGCUCCUACUGUGUUUCCUCUGCUGCUUGCUUUUUAUUGGAAAACCUGGGCAGCUAAUUUGCUUACUCCGACAAACAACUUUUGGCAUCAUAUUUUCUCUUGCUCUUUCCAGCUUGUUAGCUAAAACCAUCACUGUAGUCCUGGCAUUUAUGGCUACUAGACCAGGAUCUAGAAUGAGAAAAUGGAUGGGGAAAAAGCUGACAAACUCUAUCAUGUUUUCAGGCUCCUUUAUUCAAGCAGGAAUUUGUACCCUUUGGUUGAGUAUUUCUCCCCCAUACGCAGAUACAGACAUGUACUCCGUCAAUGGGGAAAUUAUAGCAGAGUGUAAUGAAGGCUCAACUGUCAUGUUUUAUAGUGUCUUGGGCUAUAUGUUCUUCCUGGCCAUUGUCAGCUUCACGGUGGCAUACCUUGCUAGGAGGUUGCCAGACACUUUCAAUGAAGCCAAAUUUAUCACUUUCAGCAUGAUGGUGUUCUGCAGUGUUUGGUUGUCCUUUGUUCCUGCCUACCUGAGCACCAAAGGAAAAUACAUGGUGGCUGUGGAGAUCUUCUCUAUCUUAUCCUCCAGUGCUGGGUUACUGCUUUGCAUCUUUCCCCCUAAAUGCUAUAUUCUUUUGUUCAGGGCUGACUUGAAUAACAGGGAGCAACUAAAAUCAGGAAAAGACUAAGUUAUAUGAGAAUUAAGAACACAUAGCACUUCCCCCCCCCUUUCAAGUAUGCAUCUGAAUGGUAGAAUGAAUAGUAUAAUGACCGACACAUACAGUACUUCACAGAGGUUAAAUAUACCAAGAAACAUCCUUUCUAAAGCUUUCUAAAGCUUUCUUGACCUGGAAAUUAAUCUCAACGAUCUUAAUGGACCUUUCCUUUGACAUUUUAGUGAAAUUAUUUGCAAGUCAAGAUCCACAAGGUGAAGUUGCAUAUUUAUUCUCUUCAUAUUCAUCAGCCAAACAGAAUUAUUGACUGAAAUUUCCAUGAAUAAAUAUAAAAUAGGGACUGAAGGUAAUAAUAUAUUGUUAUUUUCUCUCUGUUGGAAAAAUGUUAGUGAAAAUGGUGGUUCAUGGACCAGUGCCUGUAUGUAAGCAAUUGGCUGCUGGUCUGUGGUGAUUUCCCAGAAAUUACAGGAGUAGGAAGGGAAGGGAAAGGGCAGCCAGGAUACGGAGGAGGAGGAAGCGAAGAGGAGGAGGAAGAAAACUACCUGCCUAUCUGCAGGGCCAUAGCUACGGGGUGGCAAGGUGGGCCCCCACCAUGGGGCACAGGCGAUGGGGGCACAAAAUUUGCUUAAAAAUAUGUCCUUAAAUAUAAAUAUUGAUUAUUGCCUCAUAAGAAAUGG
Messenger RNA from Podarcis muralis (Common wall lizard), 3263 nucleotides. The record is from RefSeq and is a predicted model, not a curated record. NCBI's taxonomy places the organism in Eukaryota, Metazoa, Chordata, Lepidosauria, Squamata, Lacertidae.